This is a messenger RNA of Topomyia yanbarensis, 1097 nucleotides long. RefSeq lists its product as uncharacterized. The record is from RefSeq and is a predicted model, not a curated record. Bases 74 to 961 code for a protein of 295 amino acids. NCBI's taxonomy places the organism in Eukaryota, Metazoa, Arthropoda, Insecta, Diptera, Culicidae. The transcript has 2 exons.
CGUAUAAAAUCCUUUGCUGACCAGAACAGUUCGACAUUAGCACUUCGAACGAAGACGAACAAACUGGACAACCAUGAGGUCCUUACUGAUUACUGUAGCACUACUUUGCGGGCUGAGUGUAAUUCUUGCUGAUCGCCCCAAAACAAAAGCGGUUAUUGAACAAAUAAAUGAAUUGCGUCCGCGAUACAGAGAGAUUCAGGAUUUCGUGAUUGAAACCCUCAGUGAUGCUCGAUUGAACACAUCGGCAAAAAUCAAUAUCUUCCAUCAGGAUAUUUUGCUGGUAAAGGAAACGUUCGUCCUCGACGCUAUCCUCAAGGAAGAAAUUCUUCUCUACCAGAUUAACAACCAACCGGCUGAGGUAGACAGAUCGUGUCUUGCAUUCGUUCAAACUUUAUCCGACAGUAUCAUCAAUUUGGCAGGUGCAGGAUUUUCAAACUGUGUCUCCGAUGUUAGCAACGUCUUGAAUGACGAAGUGGCAAAAUUCUACACCCUUCUGCAGAAGGAUGAAACUGAUUAUGUUGGACUCGGUCUGUUGGAUGUAUUCAAGGGGGAAAACAUUUUCAGUGGACCCGAUAGUAUUCUGGAAAAAUUGGCUUUGAAGGCUAGUUAUCUUGAAGAAAACCCUCUACAUCUGUUCGAAGAAUUGUAUGUAGCUGUUACCUCAUUUGGAAGCACCCUUGAUGAAUUGGAAUCCGCGUAUAUCGUUUGCAUGACCGAUAGUGAACAAAGAUUGAAGGGAGGCUUUCAGUUGUGCCGGGAUCACAUGUUGGUUACUUGUCGUUCAGUGGAGGUUCCUGGGGGUAUAACAACGGAACCUCCCGCUCCUGAGACAGAGCCGGAAGUGGAACCGGAGACUUCUGAACCACUUCCACCCGAAUCUGAGGUAGGCAAUGAACAUGAGCCGGCUGCUCACACGUCUGAAAUCCUCAAGGCAUUCCGUGAGCGAUUUGGUCUGAAUUAGCGAGACUGACUAAUGCGAGAGUUUUGAUCGAAACUACGUCUACUGUAUACAAUUAUACAUACUCUUUACUGUAAGUUAAGCAUACAAUAAAACUGGAGACGCACCGAAUCAGAAGUGUUCUUUGUUUCAACGUGAA